Messenger RNA from Chanos chanos (milkfish), 738 nucleotides. RefSeq names its product SIX homeobox 6a (gene six6a). NCBI's taxonomy places the organism in Eukaryota, Metazoa, Chordata, Actinopteri, Gonorynchiformes, Chanidae. Gene Ontology annotation, molecular function: DNA-binding transcription factor activity, RNA polymerase II-specific; RNA polymerase II cis-regulatory region sequence-specific DNA binding. Gene Ontology annotation, biological process: regulation of transcription by RNA polymerase II; eye development. The coding region runs from base 1 to 738 and encodes 245 amino acids. Gene Ontology annotation, cellular component: transcription regulator complex; nucleus. The transcript has 2 exons. The record is from RefSeq and is a predicted model, not a curated record.
AUGUUUCAGCUGCCCAUACUGAAUUUCAGCCCGCAGCAGGUUGCGGGGGUGUGUGAGACGCUGGAGGAAAGCGGCGACGUGGAACGACUUGGACGCUUUCUUUGGUCGCUUCCAGUGGCUCCCGCCGCCUGCGAGGUCCUCGGCAAAAAUGAGUCGGUACUUCGCGCGCGCGCUGUAGUGGCCUUUCACACGGGCAACUUCCGCGAGCUUUAUCAUAUACUGGAGAACCACAAGUUCACCAAAGAGUCGCACGCAAAGCUGCAGGCGCUUUGGCUGGAGGCGCACUACCAGGAGGCUGAGAAGCUUCGUGGUCGUCCGCUUGGUCCAGUAGACAAGUACCGCGUGCGCAAGAAGUUUCCUCUGCCAAGAACGAUAUGGGACGGCGAGCAGAAGACACACUGCUUUAAGGAGAGGACGCGACAUUUGUUGAGGGAGUGGUACCUCCAGGACCCUUAUCCGAAUCCGAGCAAAAAGAGAGAGCUGGCGAACGCUACGGGACUAACGCCAACACAAGUGGGGAACUGGUUCAAAAAUAGGAGACAAAGAGACCGAGCGGCGGCGGCGAAGAACAGGCUACAACAACAGGUCUUGUCCGGUGGGUCUGUUCGGUCGUUGGCAGAUGAUGACGGCGCCGUAGAUCGACUGGGUCCAGCCUCAAGUCCCGAGGCAAGUCUCUCGAGCAAAGCCGCCACCUCCGCCAUUUCCAUCACCUCUAGCGACAGCGAAUGUGACAUCUAA